Messenger RNA from Dipodomys spectabilis (banner-tailed kangaroo rat), 5009 nucleotides. RefSeq names its product NHS like 2 (gene Nhsl2). The record is from RefSeq and is a predicted model, not a curated record. The transcript has 8 exons. The coding region runs from base 1 to 3558 and encodes 1185 amino acids. Lineage: Eukaryota; Metazoa; Chordata; Mammalia; Rodentia; Heteromyidae. Gene Ontology annotation, biological process: cell differentiation.
AUGGGCCGCUGGAGCAGGCAGAAAUGGGGUGGCAGGAAGCGAGAGGAGACCGAAGUGCGGCGGAGGGGCACAGCGAGGCCGGGCUACACCCACUGGGGCGAGCACCUAGGGAGCUUGGGGGCACAGGGCCCCGCCGCUCGGCCCUGGACGCGUUACCUCGUUGCUGCAGCUAACUCGGGUCGGGAAAAUUCGACAGCGACUGCCCACUCGAGGUCGUCAUGGCAACAGCCAGUGAACGUUUUCCUCUCCUCGGGCAGGCCCCCGAGUGUAGAGGAACUGCUUCGCGAGGCGCAGCUCAAUCUCCAGAGCCUAUUACAAGAAGAAUAUGAGGAACAGUACUCCGAGGCCAGACUUCUGGGGCAGACCUUCCGCUCUUCUGAUGAGGCCCCUGACCUCACUCACAACACAAGGCCCCAGUCUGCCAGGCGUCUGGAGUUUGUAUUGAUGACUACAAAUCGGCAGCUGAGUGAGGAUGAGACUACUAUCCAGGGUGUGAGGGCCCUGGAGCCCCCCCUGAGCCUUUCUCCAGCCGACAAGCAAACUGCCUGGAAUGGCCCCUUCCCUCUGCCAAUCUUGGAAGGGAAGUGGUGGCCUCAGCCCUGCUCCACUCAGUCUGAUCUUGUGCCCAUCAACAUUUCUGGGCAGCAGUUUGAUAAACAUGCAAGUUUGCGACACUCGUUGUUUAAUACAGAGACAGCUGUGAACCCCAAGUCCACCCUGAGGCGGAGGCGGACCAUUAUUGGAAUCUCUAACUUUUCCCAGCGAGAACAAGGUCACAGCAACAGCCCUGCAGACAGUGUGACCCUCUCUGCCACCUCGGAUGCCAGGCCCAGCCACUCCGCCCCACCAGGGAUUCAUGGAAUAGUUACCAUUGGGCAAGAAGCACGAUUUCCAAAUUUGACUUCACCAGGACUGAGAAAUCCUUCCAGUCAGUCCGGGGACUCUCACCAAGUACGUGGAGAUCCAGAUCUUCCUAGCAUGGAGAGCAUGGGGAUGGUAUAUAGUGUCCCCAGUUCUUGCAAUGGACCAACAGAAUCAACGUUCUCCCCUUCUAGGAAGGGAGAUACUUUCACCUAUAUGACUCCAAGUGCCAACAACCAGAGUAACCAAGUCAAUGAAAAUGGAAAAGCUCCUUCCUUGGGGAAUUCUUGGGUGAACACCCUCCAACCUCUGGUUCCUAAGGAGGCUGCUACUGUCUUUGUCACUCAUGAUAACCCGGCAGGAUGCAGUGGGGUAACCAAAUACUCAGAGCAUCCUACUCAACGAAGACAAACACUAGGAAGACCUCCCAAGAUUGGCCUUCUGACCAGUGGUACUUUGAGGCUAGAGACAGGCCCAGGUGGAGCCAAUAGAUUCCGGGAGCGAUCACUGUCUGUGCCCACAGACUCAGGUACCACAGUAGGGAGCUAUGAUGAAGAGCUCAAGACCAGCGAGGCUUGUGCCUUACCGUAUGCCAGCACAAUCUCAGAAGGCAGUAACAGUGCUGAUAACAUCAUGUCACUUAAUGCCGAGCAAGAGGCCCGGCACAGAAGACAGAGGUCCAAAAGCAUCUCACUCAAGAAGGCCAAAAAGAAGCCUUGCCCACCAAUGCGCAGUGUCUCUCUGGUCAAAGAUGAGCCCAUCCUCUUACCAGAAGGUGGAACAGCAUUGCCCAAGGACCAGAGACCCAGGAGCCUUUGCCUGUCCUUAGAAAAUCAAGGACAUCCUCACUCACUCCACCCAGAUGCUCAGGGUCACCCAGCGGUGCCAACCCUCAAAGAUCCAGAAGGUACUCAUUUCUCCCACCCCUGGUAUCUUACUGACUGGAAGUCUAGUGACACCUAUCAAUCCUUGUCUAGCUCUAGCACUGCCACUGGCACCACAGUCAUCGAGUGCACUCAAGUUCAGGGCAGCUCUGAGUCUCUUGCCUCACCUUCCACCUCCAGAGCCACAACACCUUCCCAACUCUCCAUUGAGGUGGAGGCUAGGGAGGUAUCCUCUCCAGGAAGGCCUACAGGACUGAUGUCACCCUCCAGUGGCUAUUCCAGUCAAUCAGAGACACCUACACCCACAGUCUCCAUGUCCUUGACUUUGGGCCACUUACCCCCUCCAAGCAGCAGUGUUCGAGUACGUCCAGUGGUACCCGAGAGGAAGUCAUCACUGCCUCCAACAUCACCAAUGGAGAAAAUUUCCAAGUCACGCCUGUCAUUUGACCUACCACUGACCUCUCCGACCAGCCUGGAUCUAUCCGGGAUGAGUAUCUCCAUUCGCAGUAAAACCAAGGUGAGCCGUCAUCACUCUGAUACCAACUUUGGAGCCAAAUUGGCCCAGAAAACUAGCCCCAACCAGCCCAUCAUGCCCAUGGUUACUCAGUCUGACCUUCGUUCCAUUCGCCUGAGGUCAGUCAGCAAAUCUGAGCCAGAAGAUGACACUGAGAUCCCAGACUAUCCAGAGGAACCUGGAGCCGAAGAAGUCUUCACGUUGCCUGAGAGAAAAGUGAAACCUCCUGUAGCUGAGAAGCCCCCUCUGGCCCGAAGGCCUCCAAGCUUGAUCCACAAGCCGCCAUCAGUCCCUGAGGAACACCCACUAGCUUCACCAACUUUGGCUAUGACCCCUAAGAGUUCUAUUCAACAUGUGAGACCGCUCUCUCAAGACAGCUACACAGUGUUGAGGAAACCAAAGUCCUCCAGCUUCCCCGAUGGACGAAGCCCAGGGGAGUCAACUGUCCUCUCUUCUCUUGCUUUCACGCCUUUUGCCAGUUCCUCUGGUGCUUUCUUCUCAGGAACACAACAGCCUCCCAGGGCAAGUAUGGAGGAUGAUAGCCCCAAAGGGAGAGCAUUGCCUCAAAGAAUAAGCCUCCAGAGCCAGGAAGAAGCUGAGAAAAAGACCAGCAAGAUCCCACCUCCAGUACCAAAAAAGCCCAGUGUGCUGUAUCUGCCUCUCACCAAUCCUGGAGCUCAGCUAGAGGCUUAUGUGGUAGAAACAAGGCUGCCUCUAAGCCCCAUCAUCACCCUAGAGGAAGAAGGCAAGCAUCUCCCCACUCGCAAUGACCCUCCAUCUCCUGGUAAAAGGAUGAUUUCAACUCUUCAGGCUGACAGGGGGCAAGAGGCACACUCUUCAGGGAGUACUGUGGAACCAAACAUUGAAGAGAAAAGUUUAAUCAGUGAUAAAACAGCUGAAUGGAUUGCGGAGGAAGAGGAUGACGUGUUUGUGGCUUCACGCACAACUGAAGAUUUGUUUACUGUGAUACACAGGUCCAAAAGAAAGCUGCUUGGCUGGAAGGAGCCUGGAGAGGGUUUUGCAGGCAGCAGGCCAAGCUCCCACUCACCAGUGAAAAACACGGCCGAUUCUCCCAUCAGUGAGUCUUCUUCCAUUGCCUCAGGACCAAGUGGCAGCACCAGCCUAGAUGCUGGCAGAAAUGAUGAUUUCAAGGCCUUGCUCCAGAAGAAGGGAAGUAAAGCAACUCCCAGGUCCCGCCCCUCAGCUGCUGAGCUGUUGAAGACCACUAACCCACUGGCUCGACGAAUCAUUGCUCAGUUUUCAAAAGACUAUGAAACCACCGACAACCCCAGUACAUAAGCCUCAGCUUCAAGAGCAGGGCUUGCUAGGCUUGAGUACAGAAGGGGGAAGAGAAAUGGGUUUAGAAAGAAACCACAAGCAUAACAAAAUAGCCUACAUUUCUUUUACAUUAACUCACACUCUGGAUGGCAGAGAGGCCAAUUCAACUAGAGCUGAGAUCAUCAAGCACUUGAAAAGUCUUCAGACAUUCUGCAUUCCCACUCUUACACCCUUGUCAUGACUGACUAGGGAGUUCCUUAUUCUCCCCCAGUGCUUUGAACUAAGAAGAAAUCCUGACGUAAGGGGGUGUGUGCCCCUUUUUAGUCAAUGUCCUGGCUGCUCUGUCCCUUGAGUCCUAUCCCUGAGAAGCACGAUGGGGGAGCAGACUAGGGCCUGCCCAACAGGGGCAGGUGGGAGAAGGCCUCAUUUCCAAUUAUCCACUUCUUGUGUAGGGUCAUAGAAAGACACCUAAGCCUCCUCAACCACAGUGUGGCUCUCUGCUAGUGAGAGUUUCACAAGUGUGCUCUUAUUUUGGCAUGAGGUUGAUUGGAUGGCUUUUGUGGUGCAAAAUAUGAAUGUGAGUCUGUCCUGAAACUUCAUGCCUUUUUCAGUUUGAUUGUCUAUGCGGAGAUCAGGGUGAUGAGUCUCAAUAAACUUUUAAAUUCCCCCACCCCACCAUUAGCUAAGAAAGAGCCUGACUGGGUGGCUUUGGAUGAACCAAGCUUAGCCAACAAAUGGACCAGGAAUUUGUUCACUCUGAUCUAACCAAGAUAACUCACAAAUGCUCCUUGAGGUCCUUCAAGUGUCUGACAUCGUGGACAUCCAGGAUCUGUGCCCAGCUCAUGCUGCACUCCAAGAACGCAUUUCAUUUGCAUAUAGGAUUCAUUACAGGAGGUACUUAGGUGAACGAUCAGCAUCAACAAAGGCUCAAGGAGGAUAGAAAGUAAGUGCAUCUUACCCCACAUAUUCAAUUCAGAUAAAAGGAAAUCAUCUGACUCUGUUCCAAAAAUCAAGAGCUUAUAAACUAAAAAGAUCUACCCAAGUCUAAAAGGCAGCCUUACAAAUUACAAUAGCCCAUAACACAAAAAGGGCUACUUUUUGCCAUUUAUGUGCUGCUAGUUGACCAACUUUCAGUUAACCAUAUUGGAGGAGAACGUAAGAACUUGGGGAAAUGGAAUGCUGAAAGAGUUCCAAAAAUAAUCAUUGUGAUUCCUUCCCCUCCAACUCUAACAGGCGCUAACUACUCUUGUCAGUUUUUUAAGCAGAGCAAGAACAAUGGUUCAUCUGAUUUCCAUAACCCUGAUUUCUGCAAUGGGGGAGAGUUGUGGAAAGACAGAUGAAGUAUUGAACAAAGAAAACCUGCUAAUCAGUGUUGGGAAUAUAUUAUAUGAGUCCCAAGAGGUCAAAAGGAAAAUUAAACAAAAUUGUAGCCUACUUCACAAAGAAUGUUCCUUGACCCAACAGAUUGGUCA